Molecule: messenger RNA, 197 nt
Organism: Racocetra fulgida
Lineage: Eukaryota; Fungi; Glomeromycota; Glomeromycetes; Diversisporales; Gigasporaceae
Source: the annotation of a GenBank genome assembly
AAAGCUGGGUUUGGGAUUAUUUUUUAAUAGAGAAAAAUAAUGACAUUUGCAAAAUUAUUAGAUUUUUUAAAGAAAAUAAGAAGGAAUGUGAUCAAAAAUACAAAUAUGAUGGUGGAACUAAAAAUAUGGCCUAUUAUUUACAAACCUAUCAUAAAAUAUUUGAUAAAAACAUAUUUGAUGAUGAAUUAACUUUGUAA